Ascochyta rabiei is the source of this 183-nucleotide messenger RNA. RefSeq lists its product as uncharacterized. The coding region runs from base 1 to 183 and encodes 60 amino acids. Lineage: Eukaryota; Fungi; Ascomycota; Dothideomycetes; Pleosporales; Didymellaceae. The record is from RefSeq and is a predicted model, not a curated record. The transcript has a single exon.
AUGACGCUGCCCCUCGAUUCAGACAGGUGGAUUGCGUACGCCAUCUUGGACGGGCCACAAAAGUCUAGCUACCAGCGGGCAUCGAACGAUCCUCUCACGGGCGUUGCAGGGUCCUUUAUUGACAUGGGUUCCUCAGACGCAGAAGCGGAGCUUGGUGUCUUCUUGGUGCAAGAACAGAAAUAG